This is a messenger RNA of Symbiodinium sp. CCMP2592, 432 nucleotides long. The record is from the annotation of a GenBank genome assembly. Lineage: Eukaryota; Dinophyceae; Suessiales; Symbiodiniaceae.
AUGAGUGACCAUGGGACCUGGAAGAGGAACUUUCCGGAAGUUGUCCGUGUGGCCCAUGUUGCGGACUGCAAGUACCACGACGUGGAGAUGAAGCUGUCCGGCAACGGGCCCUGGGAUUUGGGAGUUGCGGGCCUGACAGCCUACCAUGUCCCCGGGCACUCGGAGGGUUCCGUCUUCUACGCCAGCUCAAAGCUCGCUGCCUUGUUUACCGGGGACAGCUUCGGCUUCUGGUCAGCACCCACCGGCUUCCCGGGCUUCGCUCGCUUUGGCCGCGCCCGCCAAGCCGCCUCCUUGCGGGGCUUCGCUCGGCAGGGGCCGUUUCUGCCAGCGGUGCUGCCGAGCCACGGCGACCCCAUGUAUUUCGAGAACGCGCAGCAGCGUGAGGAAGCUUUCAACCAAGCGGCAUCCGAGUUGGAGGGUUCUUGGUGGUGA